This is a messenger RNA of Quercus robur (English oak), 1858 nucleotides long. Its product is annotated as AT-hook motif nuclear-localized protein 20-like. The transcript has a single exon. Bases 772 to 1653 code for a protein of 293 amino acids. The record is from RefSeq and is a predicted model, not a curated record. Lineage: Eukaryota; Viridiplantae; Streptophyta; Magnoliopsida; Fagales; Fagaceae. Gene Ontology annotation, cellular component: nucleus. Gene Ontology annotation, molecular function: DNA-binding transcription factor activity; minor groove of adenine-thymine-rich DNA binding.
GAAGGGAAUGCAUAUGAGAUUUCACCCAUUUUCCCUCAAUCUCUAGCAAAUGUCGGUAUGCGAGGGAAGGACGUGCAGCCCACUUUCUCACGCGCACAAGACCCCACACAAACAAACAAACAAACCCUAAUUCACAAAUCCAUCUACACCUCUCUCUCUCUCGUAUUCAUUUCUCAUUUUUCAAACACAGACACACAGAGAGAAAAGAAAAGAAAAAAGAGAGAGAGAGAUUUUGCCUUUGGUACAAGAACCCCAGCUCCCCUGGACCUUAACACAACACUGUCACAGAUACCCCAUAAUCAAAGACACCAAAGAGAAAAGCUAGCUACCAAGCUUAGUUCCAUACAGACAGACUCCUUAAAUUUUAUCUCUUUUUCUUAUCUAUUGUUCAUCCUUUUGAGUUCUUUACAUUUUUAGGUUCUUUGUCACUACUUUACAUGUACACUUUGCUUUAAUCUGUGCUACCUUUGCUUUUUUGAAGACUAAAGAAGAUCGCCUCUUGUAUCACUCAAGCCCCAAGUCAUUUCUGGAUACUGCCUUAUUUAAGCCUUCUUUCACUUUACAACCUAAGACAACCUUGAUCGGUCUCUCUUGUGUGAGCUUUGAUUUGGAAACGUGGCCUAUAUGUAAAAAAAGAAGAAAAAAGAAGAAAAAAAGAAGAGAGAUCAUAUAUACCUGCAAAGAAAACCUAAAGAAGAAUCAUCUUCUGGGUGAUCAUUGAUUUUAUCAUUUUCUUUUUUCUUUUUUUUUUUUUGUGCUUGACUUGAAUUCAUGGCAAACCGGUGGUGGACCGGGCAGGUAGGUCUACCGGGAUUGGAUACCUCGGUUAGCUCAUCCCCAAUGAAAAAACCAGAUCUGGGUAUAUCCAUGAAUGAUAAUAGUAUAACCGGAAACAGUGGAGGUGGAAACGAAGAAGAUGAUGAAAGAGAGAACAGCGACGAGCCUAGAGAAGGUGCGAUUGAAGUAGCUACUCGCAGGCCAAGAGGUCGUCCACCCGGCUCCAAAAACAAGCCAAAACCGCCUAUAUUUGUCACUCGAGAUAGCCCUAAUGCGCUUAGGAGCCAUGUCAUGGAAGUAUCAAAUGGUGCUGAUAUUGCUGAGAGUGUAGCUCAAUUCGCUAGAAGGCGGCAGAGGGGUGUUUGCGUGCUUAGCGGCACCGGCACAGUGACUAACGUCACACUCCGCCAGCCAUCUGCCCCCGGUGCAGUCAUGGCGCUACAUGGCCGGUUCGAGAUUCUCUCAUUGAAUGGUUCAUUUCUCCCUGGACCGGCGCCACCUGGGGCGACAGGAUUGACCAUCUAUCUAGCCGGGGGGCAAGGACAAGUGGUGGGCGGCAGCGUGGUUGGUCCACUUAUGGCAUCUGGGCCUGUAAUGGUGAUGGCGGCUACGUUUUCCAAUGCUACAUAUGAAAGAUUGCCUUUGGAGGAUGAAGAGGAAGGUGGUGGCCCGGGCCACGGGCAAGUUGCAAGUAGUGGUGGUGGUGGCAGUGGAAGCUCACCGCCUGGAAUUGGCGGUGGUGGAGGGCAGCAACAAGGUGGGAUGGGGGAGUCCUCAUCUUUGCCUAUUUAUAAUUUGCCUCCCAAUUUGCUUCCAAAUGGUGGACAGUUGAACCAUGAAGCUUAUUCUUGGGCUCAUGGCCGGCCACAAUUUUAGAGAUUGUGAAAGACUGAUGAGAGAUGAGAGAAGAGAGAUUCAGCAAUCCUGUCUUAAUUAUGUUGUACUUUGAGAGAUAAAAGAGAAAAUUAGAGAUGAAGGUGAGAAUCAUGUGGAUUAUAUAUGUAUAUUUCUCUAUGAUGAGUAUGUUUUCACUUCAUUUGCAAAUACUAGUACAAGGUGCUUGUUUCUUUUCUUCUUCUUA